CUCCAAUAUGGAAAAGUAUAUAAGUCGGCGACUCCAAAUGCUUGACUGAUAAUUUCUGUCAAUUCGGUCCAUUCAUUCAUGACAUUUUACGUGACAAGGGAACAUUCAACGAAAAAAGGAAUGGUCUGGGUUUUUCCAAUUGCAUCUGUUGUACUUCUAUCAGUCUUUGCAACAGGUUCCCCUAUUAAGCAGAAAGAUGCCUAUCACAAUAUGAAGGAGAAAAGCCAAAAUAAUUUGGUGUUGACAAUUCAUCCCAAACACAGCAAGUCACUGAAAGAAAGUGAGAAAUUAGCGAUGAUAAAACAGAUCAACCCAACAAACCACGAAUCUUCAUUUGACAACAUUGAAAAAUCAUGGACCAAUGUAUUGCUGAAGGAUACCAAAAACAAGCGCACAUUUGCAAACCUUCAAAACAACGAAAACCGAUUGCAUAGGGAACCAUUACUUGCUUUGAUACCAGUUCGAGACAGGAGAAUGUGGAGACGAAGGAAUUUUCAAAUCUAUAAUACUGUUCCGGAUUCAAGAUAUCACUUUGAAUCGUAUGCGGUUGAUCCAAUGUUUUAUUUCUUUGGAAUUGGAAAGUAAAUAAUGAUUGUCGAAAUAAUUUUCCUAAUCUGUGAGCAUUUCAAGAAAAACACUGUGUACAACUUAUGUUGAAAAGUAAAGAAAAAAUAAAGAAAGUGAUUAUCAUGAAAUAGUUCAAGCUUUUGAUAUGGCCAAAGAAAA
This is a messenger RNA of Magallana angulata, 726 nucleotides long. RefSeq lists its product as uncharacterized. The transcript has 3 exons. NCBI's taxonomy places the organism in Eukaryota, Metazoa, Mollusca, Bivalvia, Ostreida, Ostreidae. Bases 79 to 585 code for a protein of 168 amino acids. The record is from RefSeq and is a predicted model, not a curated record.